AGAUGCCACGAUUCCAUAACAAGCGUCUGCACAUUCUAGAAAAUCAGGUUUCAAACAAAAAAACACAGGUUGACAAUGACUGAAUUUCACAUUGCCAAUAUUUGAUCACUAGGGAACUUAAAUUUCAAUGACAGUUACUUGGUCUUGUAGACAAUUUUAGACUCUGCAUACCUUUCUGACAGAGUAUGGGCCGAACAGAUUUUGUUCCGAAUCGUGACUUCAUUAUCUCUGUUUUGUGAUUACGUGGUCCGCUAUGAUAAUCGGCAGUUAAAUCAUAAAUGUAAACAUGGAUCCAUUCACUAUAUUACUUGGUAGGAGAAGGGACACGUGUCGAUGGUUUCAGCUCAUAAGCAUUCUAAUUUUGUUUACACAGCUUUUCUUAUGUCAAAGUACUUGUGAUAUUGAACUUGACACCUUGCAAAAAAGAAGUGCACCCGGCCUUAAAGCCCCCAAAAAACUUUGGUGGGCCAAAGAAUUAACUCCAGAUCUACAUGUUGCUGGAGGGUUAAUUGAAAGACAAAUAAAAUAUGCAUCUGAGGCUGGAUUUAGAAGCAUUAUUUCACUAUUUAAUGACUUGCGCGCUGGAGAUUUUGGUGGGGAAUACUUACCAACUGCAUUUGAGGCAAGUCAGAUAGCUAAAAUUGCUGGUCUUCAAUAUCUUGCAGUAUUGGAAGAAGAUGAAGAAUUCGCUUCUGAAGAUGCAAUAAGGAAAUUGACAGAAGCUAUUUCACAAGUAGAGAAACCAAUUCUUUUACAUUGUAAUCGUGCAUUCACAAUAGCAUAUACAACAUUGUUGUAUUUGGCAAAUCAGUCAAGACAUAAUCCAAAUUUUGUUCCACAUGUUGACAGUGAAAAAUUUUACAAAAUGAGUGCACUUAUGGGUAAAGAUUUUACCUCAAAUCAUACCUUAAAAGCUGUGGUUGCAAAAGUCACUGGUGAGCCAAUUGUAGAAAAUCCACCAAAACCAGAAACUGAGCCAGAUGACUGGCUUGAUUUCUGGCUGGCCCAUCCUGUAUACAAAAACUGGUAUACUGCUGGACAGAUCAGAAAAGGACAUUUACAGGAACUUGAGUUCAUUGGCUUUAAAUCUAUCAUUAAUAUGAGACUUGAUACAACACAUAAUGGAAAACCAUCACAGGAAACUGUAACACUUCUCAAUGUGCAAGAUGGCACACCAACAUAUGAUUCAGAUUAUAAACCUUUACGACAAACACAUUCACAUAUAAAAAAUAUAAUUCUUGAUGCGUCAAAAGAAAACCAUUAUAUCUCGCCAACUUCUCCAGUUAAUUAUGAAAAUCGACAUCAUGAAGAAUAUGGUGAUGAGAUAGGCUACAAUGAGGAUUUGCAGAGUAAACACAUUAAAGAAUUUGAUCUUGACUACUACCUUUUACCUAUAGAGUCAACUGGAAAGUACAGUAAAGAAUUAUUUGCUCAGUAUAAAGAUAAACUGCUAGAGAUUGGAAAACAAGGUCCUGUGUUAGUUCAUUGUGCUAGUGGAAAGAGAGUUGCAUUUAUGGCAGUACUUGCAGCAGCCUUACAAUAUGAGAAAGAUUUCAAGUGGGCACUGAAGCGGAUCAAUGAAUUAGGAUUUGAAGUGAGUCGAACCAAGAACAGAGAUGUUUAUGAGAUGUAUUCUGCCUGGCUAAAUCCAGAUCAUGGUAAUAAAACAGAGUUAUGAUGAAAAACAGACUGAAUAUACAUUUUACAUAGUUUUCUUUUGCUCACAUGUUACAUAUGUUUUGUUUACUGUUAAGUUUAUUUUUUGUGUUUUUUUUUCAUACACUGUACCUCUCAGAUAGGCUUCAUUAUGUGAUGGAGCAUAAGCUUAUCAGUAAUGUUUUCAUUGUUGCUUUAUAAAGGACAGAGCCAAUAUGACUAUUUUUCUUUCUUUAAUUUUUACUAGAUAUCAAAAUUUAUAAAUAUGAAUAACCCACCAAAAUAUGUGUGCUAACUAAUAAUGCUACAACAAAUUAGAAGCAAUCAAUUUAUUUCUAAGAAAUGUGAUCUACCCUUUCAGGAAGAUAAAGAUAAAUCAUUAAUGUAAAGUGUUUAUUUAUGUUAUUUUUAGUAAAAAUACAUUUUUGUAACUAUUGUCUGGAUAAAUUAAUAAAUUGAUUGAUUGAUUGUUGUUUACUUACCUUCCAUGCAUAUUCAGGAUAAAUUAAUGAUAUGCAACCAUGUCACAUGUUACAGUAAACCUGCUGGCUUUUUAUUUGGAUUUUGAUUCAGCCAUGCUGGAUCUAUGCGAUCACUCUGGUUUUGGAGAUGGUGCAGAAUACUAAGUUGAAGACAUAUCAUGAAACUAAUUAUGUGUUUUUAUGACUUGCAGAAACCAUUUUAAUCAUCAACUGCAAACUUUUGACAUUCUUAAAUUAAGAAAAGAUUGGGCGAAUAGUGACUUUAUUUUAGAUAUACACUUGCAUAUAGUUCCUUUCUAAAUCAAAAUUUAUGAUGAUUUACUAUUUAUGAAUUAAUUUGAAAAAGUAUUUGUACAUCAAUUGAAUCAGUUGAUAAGAAUUUUGAAAGUAUUAUAUUAGUAUCUUGUGCUUGUGUAAAUUAUUGUUCAAUGAAAUGUAGGUCAACAUGUGUAUUAAAAAAUCUAAGUUGAUUCCCACACUUUUUUGAAAUGGUAUUACUCCAAUUCUUUCCAUAUGAAAGUAAGAGUCAGAAUGAUUAUUAACAACAAAUGGAAGUUUUUAACGACCUUGACUGGCUAUACAGCCCUUGCACGGUCGGCUUGAUUAUUAACUGCCAUGAUUUUCAAAUAAGUAUUAAUUAGAAACAACCCCAGGCUUAAUUCAAAACAGUUAAUAUAUCAUGACCUGUUACAUAAUUAAACAGACACAAUUUAUUACACACCUAACUGAAUACACACAUUCUUGACCUCAAUAGUACACCUACAAAUGCAUUAUUUAUUUUGAUCUACACUACAUUAAAAUAUUCUGUUAAUUUUGCUAGCUAGCUGAAUGAUUAAUCUGAUGUGUUUUUUUUUCAAUGAAAAUACUUAAAAUGUAUAAAAAAUGCAAGCAAAUUUUAUUUUACUUGUAAAAUCAGUGCCAUUAUUAUCUGACGUAAGUCAAUAAUCAAGUUCUAAUUAAUUAGUUACAAUUAUCAGAAAUUUUGUUGAAAUAUUAAACAAAAUUGCAUAACUCUUACCUGAGCAUUUUCUGCAAUAAAAUUUA
Messenger RNA from Mytilus californianus (California mussel), 3182 nucleotides. RefSeq lists its product as uncharacterized. NCBI's taxonomy places the organism in Eukaryota, Metazoa, Mollusca, Bivalvia, Mytilida, Mytilidae. The transcript has 3 exons. The record is from RefSeq and is a predicted model, not a curated record. The coding region runs from base 287 to 1678 and encodes 463 amino acids.